Messenger RNA from Emys orbicularis (European pond turtle), 2268 nucleotides. RefSeq names its product CARD- and ANK-domain containing inflammasome adapter protein-like. Gene Ontology annotation, biological process: regulation of apoptotic process. The record is from RefSeq and is a predicted model, not a curated record. Gene Ontology annotation, molecular function: protein binding. NCBI's taxonomy places the organism in Eukaryota, Metazoa, Chordata, Testudines, Emydidae. The transcript has a single exon. The coding region runs from base 1 to 2268 and encodes 755 amino acids.
AUGUAUUUAAACAGCUUGUUUACAAAUCCAUAUGCCAUAGAAGUCCUAAAGACAAAAAAGGAAGAACUGGUAGAAGGCUUAAACAACCCAGACCAUCUUCUUAAUUGGCUGAUAGACAAUGGUAUUUUUACACCAGAGAAAAAAAUGGUUAUGUCCUACUACAGAACACGAAGAGCAAAGAACUCCCGGGUUUUGGAUAUCCUGGUUUCUCAAGGUGAGCGAGCUUGCAGGCUGUUUUUUUAUCCAUGUCUAAAACAAGUGGAGCCAAAUCUAUAUAAUAGAGUAAAAAAAUAUGUCAGUGAUGUGAAUGAAAGUAUUGGAGAUGCUAGAAGACAACUGGUAGGAUACCUACUUGAAAAGGACAAGGAAUGGAUUGAAACGACCAGUGAACAAAACCAAGAGAAGAAAGAUAUUCCUAGACAGAUUUUAUCAAAGCAAGAAAGAGCAACUAAAGAGAAAGUUAAACAAACACAAAAUUUACCUGCAGCAAAACCUAAGACCGACCAUUCUAAUGCUGUUAGUAUCUUUGAUGCAGCUGCUAAAGGUGAUCUUUCCGAUCUAGCGAAAGUAUUGAAGGAGAAUGAUAUUAAUGCAGUAAACGCCUCAAAUGAAACACUUCUGCAUAUUGCAGCUGCUAAUGGACAUGUCGCAAUAAUUGAAUAUUUAAUUAACAAAGGUGCUAAACUAGAUGUAAAGGAUAAAAAAGGAAGAACACCACUGCACAGGGCCGCUGAAAAAGGCCAGGAUGAUGCAGUGAAAGUGCUUCUCCAAGCUGGUGCCUACAUAUACAGUUUGGAUAAAGAAGCCAAGACCCCACUUCAUUUGGCUGCUCAGAACCACCACACUCACAUACUGAAGAGGAUCCUGAAAGAAGAAGCAAGAUGCUACAAGAACCAGCAAAACUUCUUACACAUGGCAGCUCUCAAAGAUGAGAGCAACCUGGCACAAAUGCUUUUAAAGAAUGGUGCCCCAGCUGAUGCAAAGGAUGAGAAGGGACAGACUGCUUUGGGUUAUGCCAUUUCCCAGGGAUUUGAGAAAACUGUAAAGGUGUUGCUAGAAGCUGGAGCCAGCAUUGACUCUAACAUCAUUGAUGUAGCCUUCAAUAAUAACAAACAAUCCAUAUUCAGAAUACUGCUGGAAUAUUCUAAAGGAUUGUCCCCUGACAUGAUGGUGUCAGCUCUUUUUAAAGCUGUCCAGAAGAACCUGCAUGGCAUUGUAGCAGCUUUAGUUGACAGAGGCACAGAUAUCAACGCCCACAAUGAAAUGCAGUACACACCUUUACUUAUGGCAUGUGAAAUGGGUAAAACAGAGACUGCAGAAGUUCUCAUCGCAAAGGGGGCUAGUUUGGAGGAGAAGAUGCCCAACUCAAACACGGUUUUACAUUUGGCAGUUCAAGCCGGGGCAGUCUCCAUCACAAAUCUGCUUCUCCGCAAAGGGAUGAAUGCUAACAUCACAAGCCAGGGAGAGCAAACCCCGCUUCAUGUUGCUGCAUUUCAUAAUAAGGGAUCAAUAGUUGACAUUUUAAUCAAUGCUGGGGCCAAAAUGAAUGCUGUCACUAAGGAAUUAGUCACUCCCUUGCAUGUCACAAGCCAAAGAGGUAAUGUUGAUGUUGCUCAACAGCUGCUGAAUCACAAAGCCAACGUUAACGUAAAGGAUAAGCAGUCAAAGACACCCUUACAUCUUGCUGCUGAAAAGGGAGACCAUGGAAUGGUGGAGCUGCUUCUUAGUUUUAAUGCUGAUCCCAAUGCAAUGGACAAGGAGAAAAAGACCCCACUUCACACUGCAGCUAUGGGAGGCCAUCUCAAUACAGUUAAAGUUCUGUUAGCCCAGAAAGCCAGAUUUGGAAUUAAGGACAUGGAUGGCUGCACACCAAUGCACUAUGCGACCAUCAAAGGCAAUGCAGAGAUAGUACAGAUCCUUUUGACAGCAGGGAAGAAUAAAAAUAUUGAUGAUAAAAAUAUCUGGAGAAAGACUCCACUGCAUCUUGCAGCAGAACAUGGACAUGGUGACUUGAUAAAUUUGUUGUUGAGCAAUGGAUCAGCCAUUAAUGCUUUAGACAACAACAAGGAUACCCCAUUGCAUUGUGCUUGCAAGGCUGGUCAUUUUAACUCCGUAAACUCACUUGUCAGCUGGUCUCAGGGAGAGAAAGCAAACUUACAAGCCACUAAUAGCCUCAAAAAGACACCGCUGCAAGUAGCAGAAUUUAGCACAAGUGACAACCAAGCUCAGAUUGUAACACUUUUGAAAAACAAAAUGUUAAUAAGAUAA